UACCUAUCCGUUGCCCGGAGUAAAAUUAACUAAAUUUUUCAGAAAAUAUGGACCAGGACGCAAAGCUGCUAGAGCUAGGACUGAUUUUCGACCGAGUUGAGCAUCCUCCUGAAAUAAUGGAAGAGAGAAAAGCAUGUUGGGAAAGACUGUUCACAAAGUAUGAUCGAGAAUUUGAUGGCUUAGAGUUUGAUCUGAAUGAACUGAGCAAGAUAACGAAUGAUGACGUGUUGAGAUGUAGUCUAUUAACAGGAGAUCAUUUACACAGGAGCAGUAAAUACCGCGAGUAUAUUGCUACACAGAGUGAAAUUGCUCUUGAGAUUGCAACACAGCUCGGAGCUCUGGAACCAGCAGAGGGAGAGGAGGAUAUAGAAGACGAGGUAGAGAGAUCCACGAGUGGCGACAGUGAGAAUGACAUGGAUCGCAGUAAGAACCCAACUUUGAAAUAUAAAGUUUCUACUCCUAAAACCAAGAAUGAGGCUCAGAACUUGUCAGGGUUAAAGAGCACAGGGUUAAGUCCGACAUUAAGAAGAACUGUAUUGAGUCCAAUUAACGGAGCAAGGAAGAAAGAUACUGGUUUAUCUAGCUCUCUAGCCAGUCCUAAACGGUUUAAGUUGGUGGAGAGAACACCUUUCAGUUCUACACCCACCCUGGAGAACGAACAAGGCGUUGAAAGCUUUAAGAAAGGAUCUCAUCUACGUCUAUGUAGUACGGAAUCAAGCUUUAAUACAACUAAAGAUUUAAAAGAAGAGACCUACUUUCCUGUCUCCAGUCCGGAUGCUAAAUCUGAUACUUCAUUUGAUUUCUCCUCCCUUCCCAGCUCCGAUGAUAUUAUUUACCCAACCAAGAGUCAGGAUAAGAAUUUUACUCCGACCAUAGUUCCUUCCUCUCAACCUAAAGAGAAAUCUAUCAACCAGUUCUCCACUGAACAAUCUGAACAAUCUCAAGGUAAACCAAAUCAGGAAUCCCUCUCCAGUGAAAUGUCUUCUCCUAGUACCCCUUCUACCCAUCAAUAUCAACCAGAUACUCUAACUGAGAAUUCUUCCUCCCAAUCUGACAAAUCCAGAUCAGAGGGUUUACAGUCCUGUGUUCUCUGCCAAGGUAAAACUUGUUUCCCAGAAGGAUUUAAACUUCCUGAAAAUCUGAACUGCGGAGAUCUCACACUAGCUUGUGAUAUUUGUGUUACAGUAGACAUGCACAAGGAUUGUAGUUGUGAGAACUGUGCGAAAAGAUUGGACUGGAUGACCUAUAGAUGGGCGCAUCUAGACCAGUUUCUUAAUCAAUCUUAGAACAGUGUUUUAUUAUUUUAUUAUUAAAUUUUAGUGUCGCCGAGAUCGAAUUAAAAAUUCAAUAUAGUAGUGGUUAAAAAGGUAAUGGCUAGUUAAACUACUAUUAUUGUUUGUAAUUAUUAAUCUCUACGGCCCACUGGCCAUUAUUUUUCUCCCCUCAGAACAUUGGUGUAAGAUUUAGUAUUUUCUAAACUUUAAAAUUAUCCAGGCAAAGAUCAACCCAGAAUUAAGCUUGGGAAAUUUCUUGCUCCGAACCAUGUUAAGACUUUUUUAUAAAUGUCCUAAGAUAAAUUGACUUCAACAGCUCCCACUACUAAUAUUAUGUACCUGUACUUUUAACAGAUUUACAUGAUAACCAUUAUAAACUUUUAUUUAACUUUAUGAUAUUUCAGA
This is a messenger RNA of Eurytemora carolleeae, 1679 nucleotides long. RefSeq lists its product as uncharacterized. The coding region runs from base 48 to 1286 and encodes 412 amino acids. The transcript has 8 exons. Lineage: Eukaryota; Metazoa; Arthropoda; Copepoda; Calanoida; Temoridae. The record is from RefSeq and is a predicted model, not a curated record.